This is a messenger RNA of Gastrolobium bilobum, 1144 nucleotides long. Its product is annotated as GDSL esterase/lipase At5g33370-like. Lineage: Eukaryota; Viridiplantae; Streptophyta; Magnoliopsida; Fabales; Fabaceae. The transcript has 5 exons. The record is from RefSeq and is a predicted model, not a curated record. Bases 4 to 1101 code for a protein of 365 amino acids. Gene Ontology annotation, molecular function: hydrolase activity, acting on ester bonds.
GCCAUGGCUAGUUCUUUGGUGUUAUGCUAUUGUAUAAUAAUAAGCUUGGUUCUGGCUCUGGGUUCUGCUUCUGCUCAAUCAACACGUGCUUUCUUUGUUUUUGGUGAUUCACUCGUGGACAGUGGAAACAAUGAUUUCUUGGCAACCACUGCCCGAGCAGACAAUCCACCUUAUGGCAUUGACUUGCCAUCACACAGACCCACUGGACGCUUCUCUAAUGGCCUAAACAUUCCUGACUUAAUCAGUUUGGAGCUUGGCUUAGAGCCUACACUGCCGUAUUUGAGCCCUCUACUAGUUGGAGAGAAACUCUUAAUUGGUGCGAAUUUUGCAUCAGCUGGAAUUGGGAUUCUCAAUGACACGGGAAUUCAGUUUUUGCACAUCAUCCACAUCAACAAGCAACUCCAGUUAUUCCAACAGUACCAGAGAAGGUUAAGUGCACACAUUGGAGUGGAGGGAGCCCGGAGACUCGUAAACAGAGCAAUCGUCCUCAUCACUCUUGGAGGAAACGACUUUGUUAACAAUUACUACUUGGUGCCCUAUUCAGCAAGAUCUCGCCAAUUUUCUCUCCCAGAUUACGUGCGCUAUAUCAUAUCUGAGUACAGCAAAGUUCUGAGGAGGCUUUAUGAUUUGGGAGUUCGUAGGGUUCUUGUAACGGGUACAGGACCAAUGGGGUGUGCUCCGGCGGAAUUAGCAAUGAGAAGCAGAACUGGUGAUUGCGACGUAGAACUCCAGAGAGCUGCAUCCUUAUACAAUCCCCAACUCGCUCAAAUGAUCAGAGGACUAAACCAAGAGAUCGGCGCUGACGUCUUCAUUGCUGCUAAUGCAUAUCAAAUGCACAUGGAUUUCAUUUCCAACCCUCGAGCUUAUGGAUUUGCCACAUCAAAGAUAGCUUGCUGCGGGCAAGGCCCAUACAACGGGAUUGGACUCUGCACACCCACCUCAAACUUGUGUCCAAACCGAGACAUUUACGCGUUUUGGGAUCCAUUUCAUCCAUCCGAGAGAGCUAGUCGAAUCAUAGUCCAACAAAUCCUGAGAGGCUCCACUGAGUACAUGCACCCAAUGAAUCUCAGCACUAUCAUGGCCCUUGAUUCCAGGACUUGAUGCAUCUACAACCUUCGAUUCUCGCUUUCUUUAGCAAGUCACG